This is a messenger RNA of Magallana angulata, 1269 nucleotides long. Its product is annotated as 26S proteasome non-ATPase regulatory subunit 7-like. The record is from RefSeq and is a predicted model, not a curated record. Gene Ontology annotation, molecular function: metallopeptidase activity; protein binding. Gene Ontology annotation, cellular component: proteasome complex; proteasome regulatory particle. The coding region runs from base 83 to 1066 and encodes 327 amino acids. Gene Ontology annotation, biological process: proteasome-mediated ubiquitin-dependent protein catabolic process. The transcript is spliced from 6 exons. NCBI's taxonomy places the organism in Eukaryota, Metazoa, Mollusca, Bivalvia, Ostreida, Ostreidae.
GAAGUGGAUCCUGCUUUCAUUAUCCAGAAAAAGUUGACGAGUCACCGGCGUGAAGACUGAAUAAUUACAAACAAUUUCCACAAUGCCUGUCACAGAUCCGAACAAAAUUACUAAAGUAGUCGUUCACCCAUUAGUUCUUCUGAGUGUGGUCGACCAUUUUAAUCGAAUGGGAAAGGUUGGAAACGCAAAACGAGUGGUCGGUGUAUUGUUAGGAUCAAACAGACAAGGAAUUUUGGAUGUUUCAAAUAGUUUUGCAGUACCCUUCGAUGAAGAUGAUAAAGACAAAACAGUCUGGUUUUUGGAUCAUGACUACCUAGAGAGCAUGUAUAGCAUGUUCAAGAAAGUUAAUGCUCGUGAGCGAAUUGUGGGAUGGUAUCACACAGGCCCCAAGCUUCACCAAAAUGAUGUUGCUAUCAAUGAACUCCUCAGGAAAUAUUGUCCAAACUCUGUUUUGGUGGUCAUCGAUGCAAAACCGAAAGACCUUGGACUGCCCACAGAAGCCUACAUAGCAGUGGAAGAAGUGCAUGAUGAUGGCACACCCACCACAAAAACCUUUGACCAUGUCCCCAGCGAGAUCGGAGCAGAAGAGGCUGAGGAGGUUGGAGUGGAACAUCUAUUGAGGGACAUUAAGGAUACAACAGUAGGAUCUCUCUCACAGCGGAUCACAAACCAGCUGAUGGGUCUGAAAGGUCUCCACGCCCACGUCAACGACAUCAACAGCUAUCUACAGAAAGUGACGUCUAAACAGCUCCCUGUCAACCACCAGAUCAUCUAUCAACUGCAAGAUGUGUUCAACCUCCUCCCCGACGUUAACCUCCAGGACUUUGUGAAAUCAGUGUACGUGAAAACCAAUGAUCAAAUGCUGGUUGUGUACUUGGCUUCUCUUAUUCGAUCGAUCAUCGCACUACAUAAUCUCAUCAGUAAUAAAAUUCAGAACCGGGACGCAGAGAAAAACGAGGGUAAAGACCUAGUGAAAGAAAAGAAGAAAGAGACAAAGGAAGCAGAAAAGAAAGAUGGAGAGAAAGAAUCCGAUAAAAAAGAGACAGCUAAAACUGCUAAGAAAUAGAAGACAGUGAUUUCGAACGCAAAUUAAACAUUACACUACAAACUGUGAAAUUUGAAUCUUAAGAUUCCCAAAAAUGAAGAACUUGAGAUUUAGCUAAUUUUUUGCUAUUUGUUAUUGGAAACCUUGAAAUUAGCUCACCAAGAGGAAGUUCAGGAAUAUGCUAUAACCCCUGCACUUGCAUCUGAUUAAAUUUUUGAAGCAGG